UUUUCCUCCUCUGUUUAAGCCUCCUAAAAAUUCAAUCUAGCUUUCUAAUAGCCCAUCUUUGUUUAAUUUCUGUGAGCAGUCCACCCAUUAUUUUUGAGUGCAACCAAAGAAAAUGGAAUCUAGGUGUAAUCAUCUACCACCGGUAAAAUCUACACUAAUUCUUCUGGUCUACACAUUAAGUUAUGAAGCUACAAAGUUAGAGGAGAAAAGAAUUCCGAAAAUUAAUCUAAAAAUCAAGUUUACCCAGAAUCUUACCCAACCCUCUCACCCUAGCCUAGUUUGCCACGACUUGGUCCCACCUGGCAGCCUCUCCAGCUCGCCCUUCCUCUGUCCCUCAUCCUCAGCCGACCAAGAAACACAGAGAGGGAGAGAUCGAGAGCCGACCGAGUCCUGGACGCGUCGACGCGUGGUGACGACGUGUCGACGCCUUCAAGUCACUGAGUCAUGCCUCCAUCUCCUCCAGACCGAGUCGCCCAACUCCACACAUCACUUUGGAGCUGAAGAAGCCGAGGGAGAGGUUCUCUGCCUCUCCGUCAUCCUCAACCUCGCCGCCGGUCGUAGUGACGACGACCUUCGCCAUCUCCGUUUGAGUCAAGUGCAUCGCCGGGAACGCAAGCCACGUCGACAACGCCCUGGAGCACGCACCGGUGCGCCGCCGCUUCAACCAUCGUCGUCGUCCGGCCAUUCUCAUCCACCUCAGAGAAAGCCGCUGCGCCAUUGUCAUCGCCUCAACCUCCUCUUCAAAACACCUCAAGAACCCCAGCCGAAAACAUCAAGAACACGGAGAACACAUCCUUUUCUUCACCGGCGCCAAUCUAGGAUCGCCUCCGCCGUCAUCGUCGAUUACCGCUGCCUCGGUGAGCCAUUGUUCGAUUCCUUGCGCAUACACCAUCUCCUUGACCUCACAACCCUCGUGCAUGCUUGCUUGAAGCAGCUCAUUGUCCCGUUCGAGCCGUCGUCGUUCACCCGAGGAGGAGCGCCGUCGCCGAGCCGUUCCACAAGUCACCGCUGCCGCCAAGACCUCGACAACCCUAGCUCGACCCACGAUAAUUGCAUAAUCGGUGAAGAAGUGGAUUAGGUGCUAACAAUUCUCUGAUCAAGAUGCCUACCAUGUACACACUGUACUGCUAUUGCCGUGGGUUCACCUGGAACUCAACUUAGCAUGUGCUAUGGCUUAUGCUUCAGUACGCCCGAUUCACCUAUCCACCUGAGUAUCAUAUCCUCAAGAAACCUAUUGGAACAUCCCAAACCGCAGUCAUGGUUCGUGUAAGCAUUCGGGGUAGAACUCCACUAGAGAAAGACCUUCAAUAUACUGGUUAUGGGUGGGAUAUUAAGUCCGCUUUGCAAAACUGUGCUUAUGUUGCUAUCAUCCGCCUUCGCUAUGAGCUACCUGAGAUAGAAGAAUUUUACUGCUACGUUCCAUCCUUAACUGAGGGAGCUCAACACACUACCUACCCAGGGUUAGCUGAAAUAGGUGUAGGACUACAUACCCCAUACCUCCAACUUGCAAACUUUGUGCGCUCACUAGAUAUGCUUUAUCGCUCAACCUUUGCUGAGCUGCAACGCGUCCGCACCAGGGUAGCCACUUUAGAAAGAAGCAUUAUGCCAAGGUAUCGCCAGGGACAUUAUACAUCGGAGUUCAUGUUUGGUGAGGAUGCCAUGCUUGCACCAGCAGAAGAUAUACCACCACCUGUUGGAAUGUAUUUUGAAAGAAGCCCACCUUCGCGCGUCGAUGUCAGGACUGCUUAUCCUCCACUUGGAACCACUGGACCGUAUGGACCGCCAGAGUAUGUUCAAUGGUAUGGUCGAGUCUUCAAGCUGAGGAUGAGAGACUAAGCAAUAGUCCUAUCUAACCUCUACUGCCACGGUAGUAUGACUUAAGGACAAGCUUAAGGAAUACGCUAGGUAUAUGGUGGCCCAUUUUGGAAGAAAAUCAUGGUAUGUAAUAUAUGUAAUAUGGCUGCCAUGUACUCCAUUUAUGUAAGAACUUGUUGGAUGGAUGUAAUAGUAACUAAGAACUCGUUUGUCCUUAAUUUA
This is a messenger RNA of Oryza sativa Japonica Group (Japanese rice), 2037 nucleotides long. The record is from RefSeq and is a predicted model, not a curated record. NCBI's taxonomy places the organism in Eukaryota, Viridiplantae, Streptophyta, Magnoliopsida, Poales, Poaceae.